AUGGCAAAAGUCUCCAGUGGAAAGUCUUUUUCAACCAGACAGUGGCUGCCCACCAGCACACACAAUAAUGAGCUCGCUGUCAUUGAAAAUGGCGACAGCAGGGCUUGCUCUCUUUGUGAAGACAACUCUGAGACAGCGCAGUCUUCAGAAUCCCAUAGAGACUCGUUUACAGGUGCUGGGGCAAUGGCCAGGCUGUCUAACUUCUUCUUCAUGCUGCGGAACUGGGCAUCUCACAGAAUAAACCCUGAGGCAGAGAGGCAUGACUCUUUCCUUGAGCGCUUCAGAGGCCCUGAGCUCAAGGACGUGUCAAGUCAAGAUUGCAAUGCCCAAUCUGUGAGUCAUGACGACACACACCAUAAGAGAAAGAAAGAAAUCUGGAUUAUGGAUCCAGCUACAGAACAGUACUACAGAUGGCUCACCAUCAUAGCAGCCCCAGUGUUUUAUAACCUGAUAGUGAUUGUGACAAGAGCCUGUUUUAAUGAACUCCAGGACUCUUAUACAAAACUCUGGAUAUUUUUGGACUACACCUCAGAUAUCCUCUACUACACAGACACAUUUGUCAGAUCUAGAACAGGUUACCUGGAACAAGGUCUGCUGGUAAAAGAUGCCACAAGACUGAGAAAUAAAUACAGAAAAACACCUCAGUUCAAAUAUGAUAUCAUUUCAAUGGUACCCACUGACCUGCUGUUUCUGAAAUAUGGGUUCAACAACCCAGAGUUUAGGUUCAACCGCCUUUGCAAAAUGCCUAGACUUUUUGAGUUCUUUGACCGGACUGAAACCAGAACUAACUUCCCGAACAUGUUUCGAAUCAGCAAUCUUGUACUGUAUAUCCUCAUUAUUAUCCACUGGAAUGCUUGUAUGUUCUUUGCUAUUUCAAAAACCAUUGGUUUUGGAGCUGACACUUGGGUGUAUCCCAAUAUCAGCCACCCAGAGUAUGGCCGCUUAGCCAGAAAGUACAUCUACUCUCUGUACUGGUCCACACUGACCCUCACCACCAUUGGAGAGACUCCUGCACCAGUCAGAGAUGUUGAAUUCCUCUUUGUCAUUGCUGACUUCCUCACCGGUGUGCUGAUCUUUGCUAGCAUUGUUGGUAACGUUGGUGCCAUGAUUUCCAACAUGAAUGCCUCCCGUGCUGAGUUCCAGGCAACGAUUGACUCCAUAAAGCAGUACAUGCAGUUUCGAAAUGUCAGCAAAGACCUGGAGGCCAGGGUCAUCAAGUGGUUUGACUACCUAUGGACUGAGAAGAAGACCUGUGAUGAGAAGGAAGUGCUCAAGAACCUUCCAGACAAGCUCAGGGCUGAGAUUGCCAUCAACGUCCAUUUGGAUACAUUGAAAAAGGUGCGUAUUUUCCAGGACUGUGAAGCCGGUCUCCUGAUUGAAUUGGUGCUCAAACUGCAGCCACAGGUGUUUAGUCCUGGAGAUUACAUCUGUAAGAAAGGGGAUAUUGGCAGGGAGAUGUACAUCAUCAAGGAAGGGAAGCUGGCAGUGGUGGCCGAUGAUGGAGUCACUCAGUUUGUAGUGCUCAGUGAUGGCGCAUACUUCGGGGAAAUUAGCAUCUUAGGAAUCAAGGGCAGUAAGGCAGGCAAUAGAAGAACCGCCAACAUCAGGAGUGUAGGUUACUCUGAUCUCUUUGCCCUGUCCAAAGAUGACUUGAUGGAAGCACUCACUGAGUAUCCAGAUGCCAAGAAGGCUCUGGAGGAGAAGGGUAAAGCCAUCCUGAUGAAAGACAAUCUGAUUGAUGAGGCAGUGGCCAAUGCUGGUGCUGAUCCCAAAGACCUAGAGGAAAAGAUUGUAAAACUGCAGAGCAACCUGGACGCAAUCCAGACCAAGUUUGCCCAGCUAAUGGCAGAAUUCAUCUCCAGCCAGGCAAAGAUGAAACAGAGAGUGACUAAAAUGGAAGCCAAAGUGAAAUCCUUACAACCAGAGGACCUGUCUGAAGUGAUGGCUGACAAAGACCAAAAAGUCCAGUAAUGUCAGAGAUACCCAGAGGACUUUAUGGGAAGGAAUUUUUCAUUUAGAGUAAUAGAGUGACAGUUUUUAACCCUAUAAAACCAUUUGUAACAUAUUUGCUAUGUGAGUUUCUGAGCAACAAAAAAUUGCC
Monopterus albus (swamp eel) is the source of this 2101-nucleotide messenger RNA. It is a transcript of the gene cnga3a, whose product is annotated as cyclic nucleotide gated channel subunit alpha 3a. The record is from RefSeq and is a predicted model, not a curated record. Bases 1 to 1971 code for a protein of 656 amino acids. Gene Ontology annotation, biological process: monoatomic cation transmembrane transport. Gene Ontology annotation, molecular function: intracellularly cGMP-activated cation channel activity; protein-containing complex binding; intracellularly cAMP-activated cation channel activity. NCBI's taxonomy places the organism in Eukaryota, Metazoa, Chordata, Actinopteri, Synbranchiformes, Synbranchidae. Gene Ontology annotation, cellular component: plasma membrane; intracellular cyclic nucleotide activated cation channel complex. The transcript has 6 exons.